AUGUCGUCGGCAGUCAAGUCUCAAAAACUGAUACUCGCUGCCGGAGCAGCUUGUGUCCUCGCGCUAGCGGUAGUCUAUGUGCUCCGCAUGCAAUCGUGUAACAAAGGUAGAAAGCAGAAGAAGAAACCACAACAAGAGCAGGUGGAGCAGCAGCAGCAGCAAUCGGCAGAGUGUGAGGAAACAAAGGGCGAUGCUCUCGAAUGCUCAUCACUGGCGUCGGAUUGCCUCGACCAGCAGGAAAAUGAGUGCAUGCAAAUUUCUGCGAUAGUCGCGCCUGAGACAGGCGCUGAUGACUUGCGACUCGACUCCGGCAUCGGGAGCCCAAAAGGCACCCCUUCGUUAGAGAAUAGCGAACAAUUGGUUGAACAGGCAUCCGAUUUUAUUGAAGAGUCGUUCAGCGCCGUGUACUCGCAAGCCAACGGGAUUGACUCUUCGUCGCUCUUCGUUGAAACCUCGACGAUUUCGAUCGAGGAGUCUGAGCUUCAGCGGACACAGACGACUCCGAGACCAGAACCCAGUCCUCAAGUGGCGGCCGUAGCUGCUCUAGGGACGGCACUGGGAGCGAUUUGUCCGGAAGUUGAAGAAAUAGUCGCGGAUAUUUGUAGAAGCGCAGCCGCAAUCGACAUGACUGAGAAAGCCCCAGAAGCCGUCGCUUCCCCCGCCGAAUGCCCCACGGCGGAUGUUGGUGACUCUGCGAGCGCCGAGAUCGCAGAGCCUGCGAAGCAGCUCGAGUCCUCACCGGGCGCCUCGCCCACUCGCGAAAUCAGGAAGAGUGUCGCCAAGAAAGAUGGUUCCCCGGUGAAAGAGAAAGUUUCCCGACGCAAAGCGGCCACGCGUAGCAAGGAUCACAUAAACAAGGAACAAGUCGACUCGAGUUCUUCGAAGGCCAGGAACAACAGUGACGAUCGGAAUAACAACAAUGCCAGGAGACAGAGUACAGAGAGCGAUGUUGUCACCGACAGCAAGAGUGAGGGUAGCGCCGACUCCUCUCAAGCCGGCAGCGAUUCCUGUCCCUCAUCCGUGACCUCGGUGCUCUACAAAUUCAAACACGAGUUCGAGCUCCCCGCGGAUCUUUGCGGUCGUCUUAUCGGUCGACACGGCGCCAACGUCAAGGAUAUCCGCGAUAGGACUGGAGCGAUUGUCACAGUUCGACCUCAUCCGAUAGACAUCAGUCUCAAACAAGUCUACGUGGUCGGCAAACUCGAAGAGAGUGUCAAGCUGGCUAUGGCGGAGAUUCGGAAGAAGUUCCCGCUCAAGCUUUAUCCUCACUUGACGCUCAGUCCGAUGGACAGACAGAGCCUCGUAGGACUUUCCGGACUUACACCGAGUUAUCUGAGUCUUCCGGAGGACCAAGACACAAUGGUCAUCGUGACCGCGAUGGAAGGAUGCAACCGUCUCUUCCUGCAGUCUCCUCAGAACACAACCUACGAUCUGUUCAUGCAGCUCGAGUUGAAAAUGGCCGCUGUGCAUGGCGCGCCUGGCGCCGAGCCCCCUGCGCUCCCCGAGAAUUCCCUCCGCCCCAACGCCAUCUGUGUCGUUCAGGAUAGUUUCAGUUGGUACCGAGUGGCAAUCGAUCGCGUCAUCAGUCGCGAGGAAGUUCGUGUGAAGUUCGUCGACUACGGUGGCUUCGACGUCCUCCAUCCGAGUCGGUUGAAGCAGAUUCGCUCAGAUUUCAUCUACAUCCCUUUCCAAGCCAUUGAAGUGAUCCUCGCCGACAUGGAGUCUCCGAAUCCCGGAGGCACUUGGCCGAACGAGUCUAUCAACGCGCUGAAAUCGCACGCUGACGAAGCGAAUAAUAUCGUGCUCGCUCGUGUCGUCGGUUAUUCGGGAUCUGUUCCCUGCGCCCAGCUGACUUGCAUCAAUCGCGAGAGCGGCGACAGAUAUUCCUUGAGUCAUCAGCUGAUUUUCGAAGGCCACGCCAAGAGCGUCACCGACUCAAACCGGAGCUCCCCGAACGCAAGCGGAUCCGAGGGUUCGGAGUGUCCGACGUUUUCGCAGGCGGAUUUCCCCCAGCUGGGUGCGACUCCGCAGACUUGUUAGCCGUCGUUUCGAUACAAAACGCGCUCUAAGUGAUUCGCCCACGCUCUGGUGGUCAAACAAACCAGAAAGCGUGAUACUCCCAUUGGUUCAUGGUGCGAGAAGGUCGUCAUCGAGUUCUCGCACCCUCGGAUGGUCUCUGAAGGAUCACCGAUGAUAGGGAUGACCUCGCUCUCGAGUCUUCUUGUUUUUUCACUGUACAUACUGUGUGCGGCAUGCUCAGAUAGGAAAAACCGAAAAAAAAAACGCCUCACCUCGAAGCACCGCGACUUUAGCGGCGACUCCAGUAGGCUCUUUCCAACACGGCCGGGUGGGAAUCGUCACCGUGCAAGGAGAUCGCCCCCACUAGCGGACGGCCGCUUGCCUGGUCGCAGAGACUUGUCUGCGGAAC
This is a messenger RNA of Galendromus occidentalis (western predatory mite), 2428 nucleotides long. Its product is annotated as KH domain-containing protein akap-1. Lineage: Eukaryota; Metazoa; Arthropoda; Arachnida; Mesostigmata; Phytoseiidae. The record is from RefSeq and is a predicted model, not a curated record. Bases 1 to 2040 code for a protein of 679 amino acids. The transcript is spliced from 5 exons. Gene Ontology annotation, molecular function: RNA binding.